Molecule: messenger RNA, 3986 nt
Organism: Toxotes jaculatrix (banded archerfish)
Lineage: Eukaryota; Metazoa; Chordata; Actinopteri; Toxotidae
Gene: arb2a
Product: family with sequence similarity 172 member A
Exons: 11
Coding region: 390-1658 (422 amino acids)
Biological process (GO): regulatory ncRNA-mediated heterochromatin formation
Cellular component (GO): nucleus
Molecular function (GO): siRNA binding
Source: RefSeq, a predicted model, not a curated record
UUAAAGCGCGGUUAACUUUGCUGUGUUCGCAUAAUUAACUCAGUUGUUGCAAGUGUGCAAAGUUGAGCGAGCCCACGGCUGCUGCUGUGCUCACGCGGUUUCACGUUAUGAUGGCGACAAUGUCGACAAACAUUUGUCGUUAGAUAUUAGUGUGUGUUACUGCAGUGCGAGUGAUCACUGCUCCGCUUUAAUUCAGACUGCUAGAAGCGUGUAGCCUGUGCAGGAGAGCAGGAUUCAACAGUAGGCUGUGGUGUUUUGGCUUACUGCCACCCCACAGGUGCAGCAAGCUCUGACACAGUUACCGUUAUGGUGUCAGGAAGGGAUUCAUUGUCAGGCAGGAUCACGGAUGUGAUGGAUGCAUCACACUGAUCUCCAGGAGCAUAGGACUCAUGCUCCCUCAUCUUUGUGCUGCCACACCAGCCCUGUACAUAUUGUGGAUCGCCAUGGCCCAGGUUGCUGGCCAGGAGGACAGAGAGAAAACUACCGCGCUCAAAGAUUUGCUGUCAAGAAUAGACCUAGAUGAACUGAUGAAGAAAGAUGAACCUCCUUUCACUUUCCCCAAAACACUGGAGGAGUUUGAAUAUGCCUUCAAUGAGCAUGGUCAGCUGAGACAUAUAAAAACAGGAGAACCCUUUGUGUUCAAUGCCAGAGAGGAUCUCCACCGCUGGAACCAGAAACGCUACGAAGCUCUCGGAGAGAUCAUCACUCAGUAUGUUUAUGAGCUGUUGGAGAAAAACUGCAACAUGACUAAAGCAUUCCUGCCAGUGGAUGCCACAGAAGAUGAACCCACCAGUUUUAUCUACCUGAGCCCAGAUGCCUUGUCCAACCCGUCCAAGCUGCUGGUGCUGAUCCAGGGCAGUGGUGUAGUGCGGGCCGGUCAGUGGGCCCGUAGACUAAUCAUCAACCAGGACUUGGACUCAGGGACACAGAUCCCCUUCAUCAGGAAAGCCAUGGAGGAGGGCUACGGUGUGAUGGUGCUCAACCCCAACGAGAACUACCUGGAGGUGGAGAAGCCAGCCAAGUCCUCCCCCCUGCCCUCUCCUACCGAACCCUCGGACGAACCUGCUGAAAAGAGGGAACGCAAAGAUGACAAAGAGGGCAAAAAGAAGAGAGAAUUUUAUGAGAAGUAUCGUAACCCACAGAAGGAGACAGAGACCGAAAGGAUCCCCAUACGGGAAAAUGGUUCCUCCGAGGAACACGUGCUAUACGUGUGGGACCACUUUGUGUCCAAAGCCACAGCCAAGAAUGUCUUCAUCAUUGCCCACAGCUAUGGAGGGCUGUCUUUCGUUGAGCUGAUGAAUCAGAGGGAAAUGCAGGUGAAGAACAGAGUGUGUGCCGUGGCUCUGACUGACUCCGCUCACAACAUCUGGCUACAGGAGACGAGCAAAGGCACGCAGGACUGGAUGCAGCAGCACUGUUGUAACUGGGUAUCGAGUUCAGAGCCCCUGGACACACCGCUGGAUCCCAUGCUGCCAGACUGCCCCCGAGUCUCUGCAGGCACCGAGAGACAUGAGCUGACCUCCUGGACGAGUUUCAACUCCAUCUUCAGGUUCUUCAAUGAGGUCCUGGAGGCGAAAGAGGAUGAGGAGGCGGAGGAGACCUCCAACACGGUCACCACACGCAGCAGCUCCCUCAAAAACAAACACCAAGAUUUGUAGAGGACCAACAACAAUGACUUGGAACAAGAGGAGAGGGAGUGGGCGACAAGGGAUCGGGGUGGGGGGGGGGGGGGUGCAGAAAGGGAGGCUAAGGUUCCAGAUCCUCCUCCAUUUUUUUCUGUUGCUCUCUCUCCCUCUCUCUAUAACCUCCAUCUUUCCUUCUCGCUCUUCUCACCGAGUGUCAUUUCUCCCUUCCAGCCCUCCCUGGCUCUGCAAACACAUAGCCUUGUUGUUGUAAGAGACAAGAGUACAGGGUCACCAUGUAUACAUCACAAUAACGUUUUGCAUUACUUCUAGAUGAGCGCAACUGUCAAAGCAAUAUGGGCUUGAGUGUUAGUGCUUCCCGUGGGCUGUGGCCUGGCUGCGGGUACGGGCCACGGCAGCAGAGAUUAAGGCUGACAGGCGCUGUGCACAAUGCGCUGUGGUGCACCUCUAAUUGUCCUGACAUCGGCCUGAACUGAGCUAAUGCCCCGCCUGCCCUCCAGUCUGUACUGCUCAGUCUUUCUCUCUCUCUCCCUCUCCCUCUUUCCCCCACGGUCCUAAAGCCUGGACUGCUUUAUCCUGAAAUCAGCUCAUGCUGUCUGGAAUCUUAAGCUAAGAUUCGAUAUCAUUCCAACCUGGCCAGUGCCCAUUGUACUUUUUUUUUUUUUUUUUUUUUAGCCCAUACUCACCACAAAUGUUUUUAGUAAGAGUGAACACACACUCUUAACUGGUGACCAUUUGUUUUAACAAAGGCUGUUGUUUUUUUUAUGACUUCUUCUUCAUUGUCUAACUCCUCCGCACACACAGUUAGCUUUAAACUUGACCUUUUCCAUUCAGCUUUGUCUAAAAUGUGAUUCUAACCCAUAUAUUUCUGGGAUAACAGUGCUUAUAAUAAGAGAGAUUUUUUUUUUAUUUCUCAACUUUGAGCUAAAUUUGAAUGCAGUGUCUCAUACACACAUUCACACUGUUUGAUUUUUUAAUAUUAAGCCAAUACUUGUGUUUACUUUAGAAUAUCUCUAGGUUUGAUUUGCCAACUGUAGAGAGUCCACUUCUCUGUGUUUAUUAUAAAUAUAUAUCGCUUUUUUCAGUUUUAUAUCCUUGAAAUUGAUGUCUCCAGAUGAUUGAAUUCGAUGAAACAAAUAAAACAAACACAACCUGUGCUGAAUAUGGAAAAUUCGGGACACUGAGCAUAUUUAAAAUCACUUAAAGUCAAGCAUCAAAAUGGGUUUGAGGGAUAUCUCAUUUUAACAGGAGCCAGAAGUCAGCUCACAACACUCAUAAAGCCUCAAUAUAUCGCCUUACACAUGUCAGGAAAUCCAAGAUUUCAAUAUUAUUCUAAGCCUGAAUGAUAUUUCCUUAGAUGUUGGAGAAAUGUAACAUAUCUAUUUUUCCCCCCUUUUUUUCCUUCCACCAAAGUACUCUUCUUGUGUACUUAGAAGUGACAAAGUCAACUCCCUGCUCAGCUGCGCAUAAUCUGACUAUGUGACACAAACAUGAUAAAAUUUUUUCCAUAAAGCUGGUGUGUUUUAUAAACCAUUCAAGGCUUAAUGGAAUACAUUUCUAAUGUGUCAUGACAUUAGUAAAAACUCAAACCGAUACUAAAUCUUAUGAUACCUUAGACACAUUCUGAAAUGCAUACUUUUUUCUUCUUCGCUCUCUUUUUUUUAAACUUCAAAUAGUUACCAUUGUUAAACUUGUACACUGUGAAAUCCUGCCUCUCCUGCCCACUGUGUGUAUGGUUUAAGGCUUUUGUGGAUUAUCUUUCUGCUGUAAUGAGACAACUGUGGCUGAUGGUUGCAGGCCUAAUUUCCUUUUAAUUUGAUUCAGAUCUCUCCAGGUUUCAGCAAAGAAGUUGGCUUAUUAUUUGAUUUGAUGAGUUUCAUUUCAAGAUACCAUUGCUCAUCUUUCUGCUUUUCAGCUACAAUCAGUUCAUUUUUCACUCCAUAAUUUGUAUAUUGUUGCCUUAGGAAUAAACAAGACUCUGCUCACUGUUUUUAAUAAUAUCCAGCAAGCCAUAUGUGAAUGGAACUAAAGAUGUAAGAGCAGCCUAAAUGCAAAGCACAGUCUGCAAAUAAAAGGGGACUAAUUUUGCCAAUUGCUCUUGAAGACAUUAUUUUUUGCAGAUUGGUUUAAGAAACACGCCUUUUUUUUUUUUUUUUUAUCGCAGUACAAGUCUUUGGAUUUUAUGAAACCGCGUGUCCUGCCAGGUCACAUAUUUUUCUUAUAUUCUCAAUUGUUUUUCUCACUCUCCUUUGAUCCAUUCCGGUUUAUACGAGUGAAUUAUUUGACAUUACUCUACUUUUACAUGAUUGAUUCCAUUUUUUGUAAUUAACCCAUUAAACCUGU